This is a messenger RNA of Peniophora sp. CBMAI 1063, 1776 nucleotides long. NCBI's taxonomy places the organism in Eukaryota, Fungi, Basidiomycota, Agaricomycetes, Russulales, Peniophoraceae. The record is from the annotation of a GenBank genome assembly.
AUGUGGCCCUUCACGUCUGCGGAUCCUGCGGGGUUGAAGUCUCUUGACGCGCUCAGGGAAAGCUACGACUACAUCAUCAUCGGAGGUGGCUGCGCGGGAUGUGUACUGGCCCGACGGUUGAGCGAGCACGCGACCGUACUCCUCGUUGAACGAGGCGAUGGCGCCGAGUCGUGGUAUCACCGCAACAACCUCCUCUCCUUCCACCACUGGUCCGACGGCAAACACAGCGACACGAUCCAAAGCGAACCCAACCCCUCCCUCAACAACCACUCCUACUCCCUCAUCUCCGGCAAAGGUCUCGGCGGCAGCACGCGCAUCAACGCCGGACAGUACACUUGUGGCGUCCCGGGCGAGUACAAUGCGUGGUCGCGGAUGGGCGCGGAGUUUGCGGGGUGGUCGUAUGAGGGGUUGAAGCCGUAUUUCAAGAAGCAUGAGAGGUGGAUUGGGCCGAGUCCGAAGGAGUUUCAUGGGGCUGACGGGCCUCUGCAAGUACGGUCAUGGGACGAGUACCACUACGGCUCAGCCGAACGGAUGGCCCAAGCAGCCGAAAAACUCGGCUUCCUCCCUAUCCUCGACAUGCACUCCCCCCUCGAGCCUAGCUUCGGCUGCAACAAGAUGCAAUACGCCCUCGGCGCCGACGGAACGCGCCAAUCGUCCUACCGCGCUUUCAUCCCUCCCUCUCUCAUCCAGGAACGAAGAGAUACGCUGCAUGUGUGCACUGGUACCAUGGGCGCGAAGCUGUACUUUGAGGAGGAUGGGGAUGGGGAGUUGAGGGCUACUUCGGCGUUGCUGAGUGCGGUCGAUGGGUCGAGUAUGCGGACGGUCUAUGCGAAGAGGGAGGUUGUGUUGACUGCUGGUGCGCUCAGGACACCGCAGAUCCUAUUAUUGAGCGGUGUCGGGCCAACGGAGUACCUCCAGAGCAUGGGUAUCGAGACCGUGCUCGAUUCUCCAGGUGUCGGACAGUACCUCCAAGACCACGGAAUCAUCAACACCUCCUUCAACGCCCCGCCCCAAGACUCCCUCUGGUCCAUGUUCAUCAGCCCGACAACGCUCAUCCGCGAGAUAUACAACUACGCGGUCCACGGCUCGGGCUGGUUCCUCGGCACUAUAGUCGGCUCUGAGCUCUUUGGCAUCUCGUCUCUCAUCGGCGAAGACGGCAAGCCGUUGCCUCAUCCGAAGGAGCGCGAAGAUGCGAGCGAUCCGGCGAAUAUACCUGAUUUCGGCAUCAUGUCUUCAUGUCUGGGCGACCCAAACCUCGGACCCACCAAAUCCUGGCUCCAAGGCUUCAUAGCCUUCAACCCCGCCCUCCUCGUCCCCAAAUCCAAAGGCCAGAUCCUUCGCCGCUCCACCAACCCCCUCAGCCCGCCCAUCUGCGACAUGCGAUACCUCUCUCACCCUGCUGACCGUGCCGUCCUCCGCACCGCUCUACGCGUCGUAUUGGCCCUCGUGCAAACGAUGCAAGAAUCGGGAUAUCCUCUCACGCCUGUCGGCGCGCCUAAGAGUUCCUCCGACGCAGAAUUGGACGACUACAUCGACAAGAACUUCAACACGAUGUUACAUUACUCAAGCUCGUGUCGGAUGGCGCCUAGAGACGAUACCGACGGGCCUGGGGUUGUAGAUGCGAGAUUGAGGGUGUAUGGGGUCAAGAAUCUGAGGAUCGCGGACGCGAGCGUGUUGCCGGUUUCACCGUCUACGCAUCCGCAGGCGCUGGUGUAUGCUGUUACGGAGAAGUGUGCGGAUAUGAUGUUGAAGGAUGCGGAGAAGACGGAUGUGUAG